CUCAGCGGCGCGAGAGUCCCCCUCCUCCCCUUCCGCCUGCUGCAGGCAUGGCGGCGCUGCGCGGCGCUCCGCUGCCGGGGCUCCGCGGCCUCCUGCGGCACUGCUGGGGCCGGCUGCUGCGCGGCUUGGCGCCGGGGGCACGCGCGCCGCAGUGGGGGCCAGCACUAGCUGUCCAAGGUCCCGCAUGUCUCCCAGAGCCAGCAGAAGACCCCAGAGAAGGCAGUGAGGUGCCAGGCCUCUUGGGUAGCAUCUUGUGGAUGGCAGCGCCCAAGAAAAGGCGUACCAUUGAAGUGAACCGCUGCAGGCGGAGAAAUCCUACAAAUCUCAUAAAAAUAAAGAGAAACAUAGAUGUUUGCCCUGAGUGUGGAAACUUGAAAGAGAAGCAUGUCCUGUGUGGCUAUUGUUACACACAGGUCAAAGAAGAAACUCGGCAGAUACGGAAGGAAAUGGGUAAAAAGGAAGGAGGACCAUUUAAUGCUCCUACUGUAGAGACUGUAGUCUUAUAUGAGGGAGAAAAGCCCACAGAAAAAGACGAAGGCAAGCGGAUCAUUGAAAGAGCCAGGAAGCGUCCGUCGUGGUUUACUCAAAAUUAACAGUGAGAAAGCUCAUAUUUGUCAAGAAUGUUUUCCUUGUUUUGUUUAAUCAAUGCUGAUAUGAAAAAAUGUAUGAACUUUUGGGAAGUCUGCUCAAAUCAUGUUUUAUGUCACACGGUGCUGUUCUAUAGCAUGCAGUGGGAAAUGCUUCUCACUGAUACACCAUAGCAGUCAACAAUGAAAGAGGAGUCAGGACCUGUCUUGGAUUUGGAUAUCUGCAUACAGUACAGUGAAUACUUUGUAUGUUAAUAUAUGCUGGUUUUGUAAAUAACUUUUUUUUUCCUAACAAAGGAAAAACAUUCGCAUUCGUGGAUGUAAAAUAAAGUAUAUAAAGUUUCCUAGAGAAA
Cygnus atratus (black swan) is the source of this 940-nucleotide messenger RNA. RefSeq names its product mitochondrial ribosomal protein L32 (gene MRPL32). NCBI's taxonomy places the organism in Eukaryota, Metazoa, Chordata, Aves, Anseriformes, Anatidae. The coding region runs from base 48 to 593 and encodes 181 amino acids. Gene Ontology annotation, cellular component: mitochondrial large ribosomal subunit. Gene Ontology annotation, biological process: translation. Gene Ontology annotation, molecular function: structural constituent of ribosome. The transcript has 3 exons. The record is from RefSeq and is a predicted model, not a curated record.